Molecule: messenger RNA, 1274 nt
Organism: Rana temporaria (common frog)
Lineage: Eukaryota; Metazoa; Chordata; Amphibia; Anura; Ranidae
Product: ras-related protein R-Ras2
Biological process (GO): signal transduction
Cellular component (GO): plasma membrane
Molecular function (GO): GTP binding; GDP binding; GTPase activity
Source: RefSeq, a predicted model, not a curated record
CUUCGAGGAGAUCUAUAAAUUCCAGCGGCAGAUCCUGCGGGUGAAGGACCGGGACGAGUUCCCGAUGGUCCUGGUCGGGAACAAAGCGGAUCUGGAGCACCAGCGGCAGGUGACGCAGGAGGAAGGACACCAGCUGGCGCGGCAGUUGAAAGUUCCGUAUCUGGAAGCCUCGGCCAAGAUCAGGAUGAACGUGGAUCAGGCGUUUCACGAACUCGUGCGCGUUGUCAGGAAGUUCCAUGAACAGGAGUGCCCCCCGUCCCCGGAGCCGACGCGGAAGGAGAAGGACAAGAAGGGUUGCCAUUGCGUCAUUUUCUAAGAACUCGAACUUUUGGGUCACUUUAUUAUUUUUUUUGCCCAUCCAGUUUUUUUUUUUAGCAUCCUGCUGGAAUCUCGUGUCUCUCCUGUCACCAGGGCGGCCUUAGUCCACGACAGUCUCAGCCGACUCAACCCAGAGGUGGCGGGGAGUGGCCUAUCGUUACCCCUCCCCCCAGACCACGAAGAAGGCGGAUCUACGCUCGUCAACUCCCCCUUAUCUCCCCGCCCCCCCUGGUCCUGAGCCGCUACGAACUUCACAAUUUUUUUUAUUUUUUAAUCCGAUUCCUCCACUCCAUUCUACACUAAUCCCAUCGACCACGGCGCGGAGGGAGAUCGGCGUCCUUUGCGUCUUCUCCGUUUUUGAAGGGCGCACCGGGGUUUUUAAUUGCCUUUGUCACUGUUCUUAUUCACUUUUGUGUGUUUUUUUUUUUUUAUUAAUUAAUUUUGCACACGUAGAGUUGCGCCGCGCGUCGCGUGCAAGCGCAGACAUGCCUUGUGCGUCCGAAGGAGGAUUUCAACUUCCGUUUUACUCCGGCGUGAAAUAGUUUUGGGACAAUCCGGGAUUAGGUUUUUUUUUUUUUUCUUGGGCGGGAGGGUCACCGCCGCUUGUCCCGCUCUUGGCGAGUUGCGUUGACCGCGGCGGCCAUUGUCUGUGUGGGUCACGUCCGUGUUUUUGGGAUCCGAUUCAAUCAGCGAUUGUAGCAUCUUUUUCAGCCAAGGAACAAGGACUCGGGCGUACCGCGAUGUCAAAGCACGGAGGAGGGGGUGGGCCCCGCCCCCGAGGCUCUCUCCAGCGCAGAGGGGAGGAGCCUGCGAAGCGAUGAAGUGCCUGAGCGGAACUUUCACACGGCAGGAAUAGGUUUCGGGAUGAUGGCGAUUUGUGUCGUCUUGUGAAAAGGCGGAGAGCGUUGUCACAGUUGCCAAAUUCUGAUAAUAAAGAUGAUUGGUGUAAAUGCUGG